This is a messenger RNA of Poecilia reticulata (guppy), 1258 nucleotides long. RefSeq names its product ergosterol biosynthesis 28 homolog (gene erg28). The record is from RefSeq and is a predicted model, not a curated record. Gene Ontology annotation, molecular function: protein-macromolecule adaptor activity. Lineage: Eukaryota; Metazoa; Chordata; Actinopteri; Cyprinodontiformes; Poeciliidae. Gene Ontology annotation, cellular component: membrane; endoplasmic reticulum.
CCAUUUUUUGGAGUCUUGUUAUUGGCUUACCCUGUGGGCAAAGAUUGGGGAAAAGUCACCGUUUCAAAUGUAGCUAAAUACUCGGUUGGCUGACGUCCACCUGUGGUUUUUAGUCUUGCCAGAUUGUAUUUUAGAAACAUGACGACGCUGUAGUUUGACUAUCGCUGAUGACCUUGAAUGUGUGUGUUAAGCCGCUCAGUUGCUCCUGCGGUCUGAGCUUUCCUGGACUGCUGUGAGUCGACAGACUCUCUGACAGGUGCGUCACUGACUGCAAAUAUGAGCCGUUUUCUGAACGUUCUCCGGAGCUGGCUGGUGAUGGUGUCCGUCAUCGCCAUGGGAAACACCGUGCAGAGCUUCAGGGACCACAGCUUCCUCUCAGAGAAACUGUACACGGGAACGCCAGAGUUUGUAAAUGGUCUCCAAGCUCGAACAUUUGGUAUUUGGACAUUGCUGUCGUCAAUCAUCCGCUGUGCCUGUGCCAUUGAUAUCCAGAACAGAACGCUGUAUCACAUUACUUUAUGGACAUUUGUGUUGGCACUGGGUCACUUUCUGUCGGAAGCAUUCAUCUACAAAACUGCACCACUGACUAUUGGAGUGAUGGCACCACUUAUUGUUGCAAGUUUUUCCAUCAUAGGAAUGCUUAUUGGAUUCCAAUGUUUUCCAGAGACUCAGGAAGAAACAGGAGCACGGCAGAAGAAGCGAAACUAGUUUCCUCCUCCUCCUAUUUUCCGAAUCCACCACCAGCACACAGGCUUGGACCAGUAAUUGUGUGCUGGCUUUGGCAUUAUGAAAGAAGUACACAUAUAAAUUACUUUUUUGAGAGACUUUGUAUUUUACCCUUUACAUCCUUUGUAUAAAUAUAUAUUUUAUUGUUGACAGUGCAGUAGUUCUGGGUUUACCAACUGGGUAAAUCCAGUUCUGGGUUUACCUAGCAAUAUUAUAAAAGGAUUAAGCCGCAUGGUAAUCUGGAAUAUAAUUUUUUCACUUCAUCUCUUUUUUUUUUAUCAGUUCAGACUUACCAAAGAACUGCAUCAUGUAAGUGUUUAGCACACACACACACACAGUAGCUGUUUAUUGAUUUUUACCUCAGAAACAAAGUUGAGGUUUUAUGAAUUCGCAAUAAAAAACUAUUUAUCUGCAGAGCAAUUCAGACAUCUUGAUUCUGAAGGUGUAAUUGUUUUUUUUUUGUUUUUUUUUGCAUUAUUUUUAGAAAAUCAUCCAUGUUCGAUAUUUGAAUUAAACUUCAUUUUUGCCAGCA